GGCGUCGUCGAGGUAGGAUGUGACAGUAGGGCUCUGUGAAAAUCUGUGACCAUGACUGCCACCGGUAUACUUCCAACCUAUCAGAGAUUUGUAAACGGUGUUCCUGUGCCAUCGUUUUCUAGACGGUCAUUCAGACCGAGAGAAAAGUAUUUAAUUCUCUUAGUGUUUAUGACAUUUGGUGUUGUGUGUUUCGGUGCGUUCUUUUACCUGCCAGAAUUUAGCCGUGCGUCGGGUACAGUGAACAGUGUUUACAAACAUAUGCAAAAAGCAGGACCGGAGCUUCUGAUACCCGCUCCGCCUCAUGCUGAUGAUGUUAGCGAAUUGCCAGGAGGGGGAAAGAUUAUUAGACAUGGUGACUUGGGCCAACAAGACCCUCAUAGAAGUGAAGAUAGGGCCAAACUUCAAGCAAAAAUUGAAGAAGCUGAAGAACAAGACAAGAUGAGGAACCAGAAAGUGUUGGAGAGACCAGACAUCUUCGUAGAACCAGUUGUAAGUGUAAGUGCUGCGCUAAAAACAAACAAACCGGUUGAAAAUGUCAUUGAGGAAAAUGCAGCACAAAAAGAGCAGAAGAUUGUAACCAUUCCACCAGCACCUAGUGAUCGUUAUCCAGCUACUUUCGGCGGUGAAGAUGCUGAUCCUAUUGCACGAGAGAGAAGGAAUAAAGUGAAAGAGGUACGUUACGACGUGUAUCAAGCUCACGCUAAUUUUCUGGGAGAGCCGUCAGAGUCUUUCCGACGAAAUUUUAAUGUCGAACGUCGCGGUGCAGUCCCACAUCGAAACAGUUUACUCAGAUGGAUUCAGGCGUUUAGAAGUACGGGAAUUUCCCGAUUCGGCGAUGUUUCGUGGCGCACUCGCUCUCCCGAUCUAUCGAUU
Molecule: messenger RNA, 873 nt
Organism: Schistocerca americana (American grasshopper)
Lineage: Eukaryota; Metazoa; Arthropoda; Insecta; Orthoptera; Acrididae
Product: mannosyl-oligosaccharide alpha-1,2-mannosidase IA-like
Exons: 4
Source: RefSeq, a predicted model, not a curated record